AUGUCGCUGUUAGAAGAAAGGGCGAUUCCAGCGUCACCAUCACUCAGCAUUCCUCCAAGUCCAUCGUCGACUACAACAAGUAAUACAUCGAUAUCGUUUACACCCAAUUCAUCAACAGCAACCCAACGAAAAACUGUUCGUGCAAAACGUAGUCAUGUGUGGCGUUAUUUUAAAUCAAAUAAUGACAAUACAAGUAAUACAACGUGUGUACUUUGUUCAACAGUGAUAAAUCGCCAGUCAACAUCCACAUCUAAUUUAUUUCAUCAUCUUGAACAAAGUCAUAUUCAUGAAUAUCAAUGCAUUAUGAAAAUAAUGAAAUCAUCGAGAUCAUCCAGCAUUCCUCGAUUACGUCUAGAUAGUCAACGUGAUGAAGACUUAAUCCGAUUAGCAGCUGAUCUACUUAUUCGUGACUUAUUGCCAUUAUCAAUUGUUGAAAGUCCACAAUUACAAGCUAUUUUCCAUCAGGCCGAACCAUCCUUUGACUUACCCAAAUGA
Messenger RNA from Didymodactylos carnosus, 495 nucleotides. Lineage: Eukaryota; Metazoa; Rotifera; Eurotatoria; Philodinida; Philodinidae. The record is from the annotation of a GenBank genome assembly.